Messenger RNA from Ogataea angusta, 711 nucleotides. RefSeq lists its product as uncharacterized. The record is from RefSeq and is a predicted model, not a curated record. Bases 1 to 711 code for a protein of 236 amino acids. Gene Ontology annotation, molecular function: thiamine pyrophosphate binding; carboxy-lyase activity; magnesium ion binding. NCBI's taxonomy places the organism in Eukaryota, Fungi, Ascomycota, Pichiomycetes, Pichiales, Pichiaceae. The transcript is spliced from 2 exons.
AUGGAGACCAAAAGACCUGGCUAUCUCUUUAUUCCAUGCGAUCUGGUGAACAUACCUGUUAGUGCGCUGAGAUUGGGAGACCUGGAUCUGUAUAGACCAAUGGAGAUCAGGCCAAUUGAGUACUGUGGCCAGCUUGCGUCACUGGUGCUAUCGAAAAUCUAUAGCUCCACAGCCCCCUGCAUGCUAGUUGAUAUCCUGACAGACCGGUUCGGGCUCACUGAUGAGGUCCGUGCCUUUGUCAGAAAAACCAAUAUUCCAAACCUGUCCACAUUUAUGGGCAAAUCAGUUCUAGACGAGACCGAAAUUUCGUACAUUGGCGAUUACAAUGGAGAUGCUUCCGAAAAAGAGGUUCAGCAGUUCGUCCAGACCUGCGAUUUGGUGAUUCACAUUGGCGCGUUCAAUAACGAGAUCAAUUCAGGAAAACACACCCUUUACAAUGGCCUCCACCCUGAAUCCUUGAUAAUCAUGAACCACGAAAAUAUCAUUAUUGGAUCGACCAAGUUCGAUGUUGGUUUUGUGCCUGUACUUCCUAAAAUUGUAUCAAAUCUGAACCCGUCAAAGCUCCCGCAGUUCACCAUCCCUCGCAUGGAACACCAUAUCGAAGAAACGCCGUCAACAGCUGCGAUCACACAAUCACAGCUAUUAUCUUCGCUCCAAAAGUUCAUCCAGCCAAACGAUAUAGUUGUCGACAGCAUUUUUAUCUCUCAAUAG